CUCCCUGGCAAUUGGAACCACAACUGGAUACAGACUGUUCUCCUUAAGUUCUGUGGAGCAACUGGACCAGGUCCAUGAAAGCAAUGAAAUCCCAGAUGUUUACAUCGUGGAGCGUCUGUUCUCCAGCAGCCUGGUGGUUGUGGUCAGCCAUGCCAAGCCGCAGCAAAUGAAUGUCUACCACUUCAAGAAGGGGACAGAGAUCUGCAACUACAGCUAUUCCAGUAAAAUCCUGUCCAUCCGGCUGAACCGGCAGAGGCUGGUGGUGUGCCUGGAAGAGUCCAUUUACAUCCAUAACAUCAAGGACAUGAAGCUUCUGAAGACUAUUAUGGAUACACCUCCCAACACUACAGGUCUGUGUGCUCUCUCCAUCAACCACGCCAACUCCUACUUGGCUUAUCCCGGCAGCGCGAGCAGCGGAGAGAUCGCGCUUUACGACGGAAAUACUUUGAAAACAGCCUGCACCAUUCCUGCCCACGAUGGGCCUCUGGCUGCUCUCGUCUUCAACUCCACCGGCUCCAAGUUGGCCAGUGCUUCUGAAAAAGGCACAGUCAUUCGUGUAUUUUCCAUUCCUGGGGGGCAAAAACUCUAUGAAUUCCGGCGAGGGAUGAAAAGGUAUGUGAACAUCAGCUCCCUGGUGUUCAGCAUGGAUUCCCAGUUCCUCUGUGCUUCCAGCAACACGGAGACUGUGCACAUCUUCAAACUGGAGCAUCUCACAGACAGCCGGCCAGAGGAGCCUCCAACCUGGAGUGGUUACAUGGGAAAGAUGUUCCAGGCUGCCACCAACUACCUCCCUGCCCAGGUGUCGGGCAUGAUGAGCCAGGACCGAGCCUUUGCCACCGUGCGGCUGAACAUCUCCGGGCAGAGGAACAUCUGUGCCCUGUCCACGAUUCAGAAGCUGCCUCGGCUGUUGGUGACGACGUCGGAUGGACAUCUCUACAUCUAUAACCUGGACCCACAGGAUGGAGGGGAGUGCGUGCUAAUUAAAAAUCACAGUCUGCUUGGCUCAGGAAAGAUGGAGGAGAACAAAGAAAACGACCUUCAGUCUCCAGUACCUCAAUCUUAUGCAGCAACUGUAGCCAGACAAAGUACAGUGCCUUCAACUUCGACCAUGCCAGGUUACUCGGAGGAUGGCGGAGCCCUGCGGGGGGAGGUUAUCCCAGAGCACGAGUUUGCAACUGGACCAGUCUGUCUGGAUGAUGAGAAUGAAUUUCCUCCUUGUGCAACAAAAAGACUUUUCAAAACCUCAAAACUUGUGACAAAAUGGAAUAUUCACCCGCAGCCCACGAUAAUCUUGUGCCGUGGAGGUCAGCCGGGCAAGGCGAAGAGGUCAUGAGGAGAAGCAAAACACCCACGCUUAGGACAGCUGCUGGGAGGUGCUCUGGAAAAGCCAGGAGUUUCGAAGAACAGAUCUGUGAGUCCCCGAGAUGAGAAAAAAAAAAGAUAUAAAUUAAGGUGGGCCAGACUUUUUCCCGUGUGUAAGUGAACACCUGGCCCUGUUAGCCCCUGUUUUAAUUUGUGUCUGGGUGGGGUGUCAAUGUACUGUAUGCACAAGGCUCUAUUUAACAAACUCUAUGUUAGAACCACAGUGUAAAUGCUAAUUUAAUCAGAUUUGUAUGUAACCAGAAUUUUAUAUACCCAUUUGUCCCUUUUCUAAUUUAUGCUGUUUUAUGUGUAUAAAUGUACUUAUAGGAAGAGAUAUUAAACUUAUGUCUUUGUACAGUAUAUACAGACUAUUUUAACCCAGGCAAAGUAUUUUUGCAGUGAUAUUAGAGAAGAUGCCAUUUGCUAUGUUGAAAGACAGAAUAAAGUCACAGUCUGUCCCUGGCA
Passer montanus (Eurasian tree sparrow) is the source of this 1827-nucleotide messenger RNA. RefSeq names its product WD repeat domain, phosphoinositide interacting 1 (gene WIPI1). Bases 167 to 1333 code for a protein of 388 amino acids. Gene Ontology annotation, cellular component: extrinsic component of membrane; cytosol; phagophore assembly site membrane. Gene Ontology annotation, molecular function: phosphatidylinositol-3-phosphate binding; protein binding; phosphatidylinositol-3,5-bisphosphate binding. The record is from RefSeq and is a predicted model, not a curated record. The transcript has 13 exons. Gene Ontology annotation, biological process: protein localization to phagophore assembly site; autophagy of mitochondrion; protein lipidation. Lineage: Eukaryota; Metazoa; Chordata; Aves; Passeriformes; Passeridae.